GGGUACCUGAGAUGUGGGGCCAAAGGGACAUUCUGCUUUGCCAGAAAGUCACCGAGGCUUUCUGAGCCAACACCAUACAUCCGCCAUACUAAACCUAGUUAUGGGGUAUGAAACGUUACCACGUCCGUUGAUUAAGGUCAUGCUUCAUGACAGGUGGUUCUGGAAUUUGAUACGAUCAAUACACCGGAGCCACAUCCAUUCUGCCAAAGUCUAUUAUUAUUAGUUACAGAGCAUGAUGAUGAUUAUUGAAGCUUACGCGAAUCUGUUUCCGUCACAAAAUGAUGUCUUCCUUUCCUCUGCUUUCAUCUUCUUUUUUCUUUCUCCUUCUUUCUUCCCUUUCUUUUUCUUUAGUUCUAUCUUCGGCAAGAUCAGACUUUCCAAUUAGGACAAGAUGUCGAAUGCAAGGCUACUAUCUGACGGUUGAUUCAAGUCAGCGGGGGGCGCUUCACCUGCAUGCCGAUGGUUCUUCGUGCAUGGACCAUUGUUAUUUUCAUCUACUCCGUACUAAGAUGACGAUGUCGUACUAGCGGAGCUUCACAAGCGCGCUGGUAGCAUUAGUUUGCAAAUUUUGUGGAUGUCCUCUGACUUGGGGGCAAUCUUGGCCCAUGCUGUCGGCCCCUCCUCCCGUCAUCCCCAAAGGAAGGCGAGGCGGAAGAAGAAGAAAGAA
This is a messenger RNA of Aspergillus pseudotamarii, 667 nucleotides long. RefSeq lists its product as uncharacterized. The record is from RefSeq and is a predicted model, not a curated record. NCBI's taxonomy places the organism in Eukaryota, Fungi, Ascomycota, Eurotiomycetes, Eurotiales, Aspergillaceae. The coding region runs from base 279 to 527 and encodes 82 amino acids. The transcript has 2 exons.